Molecule: messenger RNA, 2559 nt
Organism: Adineta ricciae
Lineage: Eukaryota; Metazoa; Rotifera; Eurotatoria; Adinetida; Adinetidae
Source: the annotation of a GenBank genome assembly
AUGUUAUUAAUUUCUUUAGCAAGAAGAGCUUUUCAAAUUCGAACUCAAAUUCGUUUUUCAUCAUCGUCGAUUGAUAUUGCGGAUUUCAUUCGCGGAAUGUCACAAACGAAGAAACUCAAAAGUGAUUCCACAUCUUCCGUGACGAACAAACCACGACACGUUCGAAUGAAAGAACGCGGUCGAGAUCCAGGUUUAACAUCUCGAAUAAAUCUCCAAGUAAUUUCCAACGGUUACGCUGGCACUAGCAAAUCAUUGGUGCUGAACAAUGAUCAAACCAAUUAUUUGUUCAAUUGUGGUGAAGGCACACAGCGGACAUUACAAGAAAAGAAUACGAUUUGGGAAAUUAAGUUCUCCAAAACAAAACAUUUGUUUAUGACGCAAAAAUCUUGGGAUACAAUGGGUGGAAUAUUAGGUCUAUGCAUUAGUUUGAAAGAAGCAUAUCUGAAUGAGAUCACGUUUCAUGCACCAUGCGAUGUCAUUGAUCUUUUGAAACAUUGGAAAGGUUUAGAAGCAUUUUCAAAUAUUAACCUUGGUAAUGAUUUCGAUUCUGAAAACAACUCAUUCGUUGGAUUGAUUAUUUAUUUAGAACAACAUGAUUAUGACAAAGGUGAAUUUCAAGACGACUGUUUCAAAAUCAAAGCAAUUCCACUACGAGCAAAUAACUUAAUUUUGAGUCCUAAUUCGAAAAGACAAUGUGCAUCAGCAUCGAAUGAUUUAUCUCAAAUGAAGAAAUAUCCCGAUGAUCUCGUCUACGCUUAUCUAUGCGAAACACAUCCAUUUCCUGGUAGUUUAUCGGCUGAAUUAUGUGCUUUUCAUCGUGUACCACCGAAUGAACUUCGAUCUCGGUUGAAGAAUGGUGAAGAUGUGACAUUGCCCGAUGGACGACUUAUUCGUUCAAAAGACGUGACUCUGCCUGGUGAACCACCUGUGAAAGUUUUAAUAUUGGAUUGUCCAUCGUUGGCUUAUCUUGAUUCAAUUAAAAGCAAUGAACUAAACUCCCAUUCGUAUCAUACAAUUGUUCAUCUUGCACCGAGUUCAAUCCUGAAUAAUGAAACAUAUCGCUCGUGGAUGAAAAGUAUGAAUACAACACAUCAUCUCCUAUUGGACGAAACACAAGUAAAUGUGCACAUGGAAGCCAUUUAUCGUUACCAAACUCAAUUGAACUAUAUCGAUGACGGAAUUUUCCCUCUACUUAGCUAUCACAACACUUUGACAGAUUUGAAAAUUCCAGAACCAGUAGAUAAUAUCACUUAUGGAUUAACUAGUAGUCGUAUACCUAUUCGUCCAAUGCUGGCGCCAGAUAAUUCAAAGGUGGUCGCAAUACAACCACAAAGUUACAUUGAUCUUCUUCUUGCCAAUGAAGAAUUCAAGCAGACGUUCACAGCUGCUAAACAACAAUUGCAAGCCAUGCAUGAAAUUGCAAAAACAGGACAUUCGUAUCCGGAAAUCAUUUUUCUCGGCACUGGUUCUGCCUGUCCAAGUAAACCACGAAAUACCAGUGGUAUUUUGAUUCAUGUCAAUGAUACAACUAUUUUUCUUCUUGAAUGUGCAGAAGGCACGACUGGUCAGAUUCGUCACUUCUAUGGUGAUCAAUCCGAUGACGUUCUCUUUCGUAUUCGUUUUGUAUACAUCUCACACAUGCACGCCGAUCAUCUCGGUGGUUUGUUCGGUUUGAUUCGUCAACGUCGACGUGCUUUUGAAAAAUUGGGUCAUCAAUAUGAAAAACUCAUCUUACUCUGUCCGAACAAAUAUGUUGAUGUCGGACGGAAACAGUGGGGCUUCUUUUCGUGUGAAUAUUCGUUUGAUGAUGAUGUACACAUCAUUUUCAAUCGAUCGUUAACCAACGGUUUACCUUCCAUGACUAAUGUUGGCGGAGAAAAUACCGAAGAAGAAAAGUUUCUCUUCGAAAAGUUCAAAACCAUUGGAAUACAUGGUGUACAAACAGUUUUAGUCGAGCACAUCUAUGAUGCACAUGCUCUAGUAUUAAGACACAUUGAUGGAUGGUCAUUGGCUUUUAGCGGUGAUUGCAAACAAUCAAGUGAUUUCAUUCAAGCUGGUCAAAAUGUUGAUUUGUUGAUUCAUGAAUCGACGUAUGAAACUGGUUUGGAAGUUUAUGCAUCCCAAAUGCGUCAUUGCACAAUGGCCCAAGCCAUUGAUGUAGGUCGUCGAAUGAAUGCAAAAUACACAAUAUUGUGGCAUUUUUCUCAACGCUACGCAAAAAUUCCAUUCCUUUCGGAAAGAGCUGAUGAGGACGAUGCUGAACAAAAAGAGAAAAAACAAGCAACACGACCAGAGAAUGUUUGUAUCUCCUUUGACUUCAUGCGUGUUCAUUUAUCAGAUUUGCCACGAGCGUGUGAACUCGUUCCGAUAUUUGAAAGUAUGUUCUAUGAAGAAUGGUUAACGCUAAAAAAACGACAAACAAGACGAGAACAAGAGCCGGAUUACUUCGCUAAAAAUACUCGAAUGAUCGAAUCAAAGCGAAAACACAUGGGUGGUAAAUCAUCAUCAUCAUCGCCGGAGAGUAAAGUCAACCGCCAAAGCUCAUCGUCGCGCCAAUGA